CGCAAUCGGUCAGCGACUCAUUCGCUGAUAAGCCCCGGACCGUCCAUCUGCCAUCUGCCGCCUCGCCUCAUGACCUGGGUCGGGUACUUCCACCACUCUCUGCCUUAACCUUUAACAACCAGCCAUUCAUUCAUCUGCAUCUCAGCCGUGAUUUUUUGCCUUUGUCUGGACGACAGUUUUAUCUCCUCACCACCUCCACUUUCUAUCUACCAGCCUCCAUUAUUGCGAUCCCGUAAUCCCAAACAACAGUCGUCUUCUGCGCUUACACGGCGAUACCUGUGGUUGCCUAUCACCGUAUUUACGUCACGUCAGAUAUCUACAUCAACAAGGACUGGCUCCUACAUAUUUGCCCGCACGUGAGGCGGAAGGAGUCGAGAGCGCGCGAUGUUUUCGGAGUAUGCUUCGAGGUUCUUAGCCCAGUCACAAUCCAGGCUAUCGAACUUCGGACAAGCCGAUAACAACGACAAUCCUCCACGACAAUCAGAGUGGCCAUCCCGCUCCACACGGAAUCAGCGUGAAACAGGACGAGGAAAUGGACCAAGUAGAUCUUUCUUGGGUCGAGGCUAUGGAGGAAACCCAUAUCAACAAACCGGCGCCGGGUCUCGGUUUGGUCAAUUAGCUUUCGCAUCGCGCAUAUCAGCUGCCCAGGAUGCACCACUAUUCCACAGCACUUUGGACGAAUUUCGGGAAGAGGACGACGAGGAAGAGAGGGAUCGAGAGGCUGCCGAUAUGUUUGCUCUCCAGAGGUCAAGGCGGGUAGCAGCUGCAAGCAAACUCGCCGAUAGUGUUGAAUCUGACGUCCAUAGCCGGGGUUCUUUGGAGGACAGCUUAAACCAGGAGGAUCCAUAUCGAGAUAUGAGCAUGCGCCGCGGUAUUCGAAGCAGCUGGAAUGGAACGAGAAGCACUCACCGCCCAGGACUUGCCAGAGAUACCAUAGGUGAAGAAGCCGAAGACGAUGCUCGUUCAAGUCUAGACCGAGACAGUAGUCAGGGAACCGAUGCUAAAGGCAAAAUGGUUGACGUUGGACUCGAGUCGCAAGAUGAUCCAGAUGAGGACCCUCCGGCUUCGCUUUUGGGAGGACAAACUCCGCGAGAAAGCAGCCCUCCGGCUUUCCAGCAAUUUAAGAGCACAGAUGCGGAACGAACACCAUUCAUGACGAGGCGAGAGUCUACGACAGAGACCGAUGCCAGUAUACAGCGAGGUGCUCCCCAGGACGAAGAGCCUGUACAAACGACAUUUCAAUACAUCGAGGGUGAAAUCUUUCGACAUGAUCCUUUCUUCGCUUGGAUCUUCUUAAUCAGUCUUGCUGGCAUGCUCUCGACAUUCUUCUUGGUAUGGCUUCACACAUCACCACGGAAAAGCCCGGUCGGCGACACCAUCUACACUACACUACAAAAGUCAUUUCACAUGCUUGCGGUGGAUACAGUAGUGGCCGUGUUUGUAUCGUUCAUCUGGCUGGCAGCCCUACGAUCGUUUGUGCGGCCUCUGGUCAGCGUGAUCUUGAUUGCGGUGCCAGUCAUCCUGUUCUCCUUUUCGAUAUACUCCUUUGUGUCGUCCUUCAAAGGCCGAUGGCACGGGAGCAGUUUCCAGGAUUCUGUCAUGAGAUGGGCUUCUAUAAUCCCUGCAAUCUCUUGCAUAUUAUGGAUCUGGCUUGUAGUACGAGGACGACGCGCCAUCCAACAGGCGAUUGAGAUUCUUCAGUUUUCCAGCCGUAUUCUAGCCCAGAACUCAGCGCUGCUGUUCGUUGGUUUUGGAUGUUUGGCCUUGAUUGUCGUGUGGACCUGGGCAUGGCUCGCUAUGUUUACCAGGGUCUUCAUGGGCGGUCAUUUUAGCAAGUCCAUGCUCCGCUUCGUAAUUCAGCUUUCAAGCUGGUGGCUAGGUGCUGCAUUCAUCUUCCUUUACAUGUGGACGGUCUCGGUGAUCAAUGCUGUUCAUCGUGCUACCACAGCCGCAACGGUAUCCCAGUGGUACUUUCAUCGUAAUGCUGGGCCUGCUACGCCUUCGCGCGAGAUUGUUUCAGCUGCUCUCAACCAUGCUCUCACGACUGUUUUUGGCAGUCUCUGCGAAUCAACUCUUUUGUCUCUGUUGAUUCGAGCACCUCUGAUUUUCCUACCCAGGAAACUCGGAGCUACCGUCACAAAUAUUGCAUCGUUUUGGAUCCCAACACCGGUCAUCGCACUGAUGAACCCACUGACUAUUACUUAUUCUGCUAUACAUUCUCAGAAUCUUGCUACUUCGGCCAGGGGCCUGGAUCAGAUGGAGCUUGUAUCCCCAACGGUCCCUACAACUACAUUGACUCCGCGAGCUUUGCGAAAUCGCGGACAGCCCAAUGGACUCUUGCCCUAUCGACUUGCCAAACUGCUGCUUGUGGCAACACGACUUAUCAUGGCCACUGGUCUUGGUUUUGCAGGUUGGGUGAUUACCGCGAAGCAGCUUCGAAUUCAGCUGCCAGAUGGCGUGGGUGUCCGAGGUUCGGCUUAUGCCUACGUCGUUGGUAUGAUGGCCAGUUUCAUUGGAUACUCUGUUAUGGGCGCGAUGGAAGGCAUCUUGAGCGGUAUCGUCGACGCAGUUUUGAUCUGCUACGGCAGCGAACGACGCAUGGAAAGAGGACAUGGACGAUUUUGUCUCGAGGCAGCAUAUCUGUUUGGAGAGCGCCGAGGAGGCGACACAAUGGAGUACGCAUGAGUGGUUUUCUUUUAGCUGGCGCUUUUGGUCCAAUAGGUUGGACGGGAUAGACCCGUGUAGCAGAGGACUCGGGAAUAUGUUGAAUUGAUUUUUGGGUUAGGGGUGUUUCUGGAUGGAAGAAGACAGCUACUAGAUUUGAAUUCAAAGAGUCUUGUAAAGUCAUUCGAUUGGUGAAUGAAGGUACCAAUAACCAUUGACUAAGAUCUCCAGGGCUACGUAGGCUAUGGGUCGUUCUUUGGA
This is a messenger RNA of Fusarium verticillioides 7600, 2925 nucleotides long. RefSeq lists its product as hypothetical. The transcript has 2 exons. Gene Ontology annotation, biological process: transmembrane transport. Gene Ontology annotation, molecular function: transmembrane transporter activity. The record is from RefSeq and is a predicted model, not a curated record. NCBI's taxonomy places the organism in Eukaryota, Fungi, Ascomycota, Sordariomycetes, Hypocreales, Nectriaceae. Gene Ontology annotation, cellular component: plasma membrane. Bases 385 to 2685 code for a protein of 766 amino acids.